AUGUUCGUGUCGGGGCCGCGCUCGCACGGGGGCGAGGAUGAGUCCACUGGCUCCGACGAGGAAAGCGACCACAAUGAAGACCUGCUGCAGUGUGCUUGGGUGUUGCAGAGGCGGCGCGAGGAGUGCGAGCGGAAGGCUCGCCGCGGGGAGAUGGACCCGCGGCUCGAGUUCACCUUCCAGCUCCUCAUCGACGGCACCGGCCUACCGCGCACCGAACUCAUGGACUACGUCUUCGAUGGAAACAUGCUGGACGAGAUAAAUCAGUUAUUCCUUCCACACAUGAGGAACAAGCUGCUGUGGUUCUUUCAAGAAGUGGAGGAGCCAGAGAUACCCGCCACAACGGAAGCGCCCGAUACUCUUCGUGGCGGCAUUCUUUCGGUCACUAUCGUGUCUGGAAGCGCGUCCAGCGGCGGGCCGCGCAAGAAGCUUUUCCUCACCGACGGCUGCCAGGUGCCGCUCUCUGGCAUCUGCAUCUACGUCUUCCGCCUCAACACCGGCAAGCAGCUGCCCGAGGAGGGCUUCCACAAGGACCUGUUCUGUGGCGUGCUGGACAUGGCUCGCGUCGGACUGGUGACGUCGGUGGAGCGAGUAAUGGAGCACGUCUUCAUGGAGGCGCUCGCCUACCCCGCGCCGGACGUCGACGACGACGACUGCACCUGCCCGCUGGUGCGCAACCAGCUGCUGCCCGGCCUGCGCUCCUUCUGCAGCGCCCUCAGGGUGUGCGAGGAAGUGUGCGACGAGCCGAACCUGUUCGAGGACGGGCAGACCCUGAUGGCUGGGGUGCGCAGCCUGGAGGAGGCUCGCGAGAUGAUCGCCACGGCCGACCAGCUGGCCGCCCUCGAGGCGCGCGUCAAGGUCUGGAUGCGCCGCGUCCAGGAGGUUUUGAUGGAGAGCCAGCAGCUGCGUCGAGAGAACGACUCCAGUGGCCCUCAAGACGAGCUGGAGUACUGGAAGAAACGGGGAGCGCAAUUCUCGCAGAUAGUUUCUCAUCUGCAAAGCAAGGAGGUUCAGAUGACCAUACAGUGCCUGGCACAAGCACGCUCGAAAAUUUUAAAGCACUGGAAAGACACCGAUCGAAAAAUUACCUACUGUUACAAUGAAGCACGUGAUAAUGCAAAAUUCAUUCAGUCAAUGGAAAAAUGUUGCCAUUCACUCUACCUGCACGAUCCGGUACGAAUGAGAGAUUCUAUUUUAAGUCUACUGCAAACAGUUCGCUUGAUACACAGCGUUUCGCAGUUCUACAAUACAUCUGAAAGGACCUCUUCCUUAAUGGUCAAGAUAACGAACCAGAUGAUAGAGACGUGCAAGCAGUACAUCACGAACCGCGGCAAGGAGACCAUCUGGUCGCAAGAGCGCGCGGAGGUUCGUCGCAAGCUGGAGCACUGCAUCCGGCUGAACAGUACCUACCGCAGCACGUACAGCGUCGUCAAGAGCCAGCCGUUUCUCCCGGGCCAGACCUCCUUCAGCUUCUCCGAGAACUACGUCUUCGGCAAAUUCGACGCCUUUUGUGACCGUCUCAACAAAAUUAUCACCAUGUUCAAUCUUGUUGACGAUUAUAACAUUUUAUUUGAAAGGCGCAUGGAAGGUCUGCUUCUUGGGGAAGCUCUGGAAGACGCCAUGAAGACGUUCGAAGAAGCUAAAAGUGGAGUAACAUCUAAAGUGUACGAUUACCUCGACCAGCGAAAUAUUGAAUUUGACGCCGAUUUUGAGAUUUUUCUUGCAAAAACUAAUGAGCUCAAAGAACAUGUUGGAUCCAUGAUAGAGGAAAAUUUUGACAGCGUUUGGGAGAGUCCUCAAGGAAUUCGUUUCCUUAUUCGUUUUGAAAAGGUGAGCGAAAAGAUCCCCUUGACGAAGAUGGAUGACAAGUACGAGCGAGUCAUCAAAUACUGCGAGCGUGAAGUGGAGAGAAUAAUGAAGCUGUUCCGCAAGCAAAAGGACGAUCCUCCGAUGCCACGCAACUUCCCUCCCACAGCUGGGCGCAUCGCGUGGGUGCGGUCGCUGUACUCGUACCUGUGGGAGCUGGUGCGCAGCGCGUCGUCGCACGUCGUGCUGCGCGGCAUGGCGGCCACGGCAGACCUGGUGCGUAGGCACGGGCACGUCGCCGCCGCGCAGCUCGCCUACGAGGCGGAAACCAUCGACGCCUGGAUGAACCAGAACGCGUGGGUGGUGGAGGAGGGUUUGUCGCGCACGCUGUUGACACUGAACGAGGAGCCGGCGGGGCUGGCGGUGAACCUGGACAACCGUGUGCGCCUCGUGCUGCGCGAGGCCGACUGCCUCGCCAAGAUGGACGUGCCGCUGCCUGUCGUCACGCAGACGCUGCUGGCCAACACCAAGUACUUCACGCUGGUCAACGACUCGCUGCAGAUGCUUUUGAAUCAGUUCACGACAGCAGUGCAGCGUGUGAAGCUGGAAGUACGACCAUUGUUCCUACCGCAGUUGGUUCGUCUGACAAACCUGCUGGCUCCCGGACUCAACAACAUCACAUGGACCAACCCAGAGUGGAAGAAUUUCUGUAAUAGCACUUCGGAAGCAAUAAGAAACUUCGAUAUUCUCGUUACAAGGGUCAACGACGUUUACUCAAACCGAAUAUUAAAAGUCUUAGCUAGCAUGCAGAAAGUGUGUCUCCACGCUUUACCUCAAGACGAGCCUUGGAGUGUGGAAGAGUUUCUACAGCAGACAGAGGAUAUCUGUCGAAAUGCGGCUAUUGAAUUAAAUCGAAAGAGCCUUAUGGUUGAAGAAGCAGUAGAAGAAGUGCUGGAAUUGGUAAGAAGAGCUGGAGAAGCAAUGAAAACUAGUUCAGAUGGGGAUGUUUUCAGCUGCAUGCUUGAUGAGCAGGAAGCCGCGGGCGGUGCAGGCGGGAACGGCAGCGUGGUGUCGGGGAGUUCGAACCAGCAGCAGCAGGACUGGAGCCUGGUGUGGGAGUGCUUCGACAGCCCGCACACGCUGCUCGCCACGGGCAACGGAGGGCUCUCCAAGGUGAUGCAGGAGCUGGUGCGCAACGCGGUCGCCGAAAUGCGCCGCUACUACAGCCGCAAGGUGGUCGACGUGCUCAUCAGAGUCACCAGGCACUCGCUCGACUGCCUGCGGAAGCGCUUCUACGUCGACCUGGAAGGAGGUGAGCCAACACUUACACUUCUGCCAGUUUUCCUGCUGAACGCAACGCUGAUGAUCCCCAAGGUGGUGGUACGGCCCAGCCUCGAAGACGUUCAGGACGCUCUCGCCACGGCCGGCAAGAACAUCUCCAGCGUCGCGAAGGGCGUCGGCCAGUGGACUGGUGGUCAGAGCCAACAGCAGGCGGCGCGCGGCCCCGAGGACGCCCGCUCGCGCCGCCGCAAGCUGUACCGCCUCGCCUCCGACGAGCGGCCCUCCUUCCCGCAGCAGGCACGCAACUUCUACAGCCACGUCAUGGAGAACAAGGAGGUCGUCAAGACGCUCUCUCUGCUCUCCACCUGCACGCAGGACGUGCGACAGGAACUGACGGCGUUCCUGGAGCGGUGGCGGCCGUACGAGUUCCUGUGGCAGACGGAGCGCGGAAAGCAGGACAUGAUGGCUGCUGGGCUUGCAGAGUUCGAGGCGUCGCUGCGCCGACACGGCGAGCUCGAGGCGCGCCUCAGCGUCGAGCCAGACAUGCACGUCUUCGCCAACUGCCUCGCCGUCUCCGCAGAGAAACUAAAAUUUGGUCUACUGACUGAGGUACGGGCAUGCACCUACCGCAUCGGACAGGCGCUGAAGAAGAAAUACCGGCGGGAGAUGGACUACGUGUACGCAGUGAUCAGCGAGAUGGAGCGGAAGCUCGAGAGGCCCAUCCGAGACCUGGACGACGUGAGGCUCGUCAUGGACACGCUGCGCAAGAUACGCGAGCAGGAGGUCGACAUGGAGCUCCGCAUCGAACCCAUUGAGGAGGCGUUCAACGUGGUGACGCGCUACGAGCUGCCGGUGGCGCGCGAGGACCUGGAGCAGGUGGACAACCUGCGCUACACGUGGCAGCGGCUGCAGACGCGCGCCCUCGACGUGCACGUGCUGUUGCUCGCCAUGCAGCCGCACUUCCAGGAGGACCUGCGCGCCAACCUGGAGCGCUUCCGCCAAGACAACAUCGAGUACUGCCACGAGUACCGCACCAGCGGGCCCAUGAUGCCCGGCCUCACGCCCCGCGAGGCCUCAGACCGCCUCAUACUCUUCCAGAAUCGCUUCGACGGACUGUGGCGCAAGCUGCAGACGUACCAGAGCGGUGAGGAGCUGUUCGGGUUGCCCACCACGGACUACCCCGAGCUGGGCCAGAUCCGCAAGGAGCUCAACUUGCUGCAGAAGCUUUACAAGCUGUACAAUGAUGUCAUCGAUCGCGUCAGCAGCUACUACGACAUCCCGUGGGUCGAAGUCAACAUUGAGGAGAUCAAUAACGAACUUAUGGAAUUCCAAAACCGUUGCCGCAAGUUACCCAAGGGCCUAAAAGAAUGGCCAGCGUUCCACGCUCUCAAGAAAACCGUCGACGAUUUCAACGACAUGUGUCCUCUGCUCGAGCUGAUGGCCAACAAGGCGAUGAAGCCCAGGCACUGGCAGCGAAUUAUGGAAGUCACGAAGUAUAACUUCGAGCUCGACAGCGAAGGAUUUUGUCUGAAAAAUAUACUGGAAGCGCCUCUUCUUCCAAACAAGGAAGAUAUUGAGGAUAUAUGCAUCUCAGCAAUGAAGGAGAAAGACAUUGAAGCAAAACUGCGUCAGGUGACUAACGAGUGGACUGCUCACGAGCUCACUUUCAUGACAUUUAAUAACCGCGGGGAAUUACUUCUCAGAGGUGACACCACAGCGGAAACUAUUGGCCAGCUCGAGGACAGCCUCAUGAUCCUCGGCUCGUUGAUGUCUAAUAGGUACAACGCUCCUUUCAGAAAGCAGAUUCAACAGUGGGUACACGAUCUAGGCAACACCAACGAAAUUCUAGAGCGCUGGUUGCUCGUCCAGAAUAUGUGGGUUUAUCUUGAAGCAGUCUUCGUUGGCGGCGACAUUGCAAAACAGCUGCCCAAGGAAGCAAAGAGGUUCAGCAAGAUCGACAAGUCGUGGCAGAAGAUCAUGCAGCGCGCGCACGAGACGCCGGGCGUGGUGGCGUGCUGCGUGGGCGACGACAUGCUGAAGCAGCUGCUGCCGCACCUCCAGGAACAGCUCGAGCUCUGCCAGAAGUCUCUCAGCGGCUACCUCGAAAAGAAGAGAACGAUGUUUCCACGGUUCUUCUUCGUUUCGGACCCUGCGCUGCUGGAGAUCCUGGGGCAAGCCUCGGAUUCGCACACCAUCCAGAACCACUUGCUGUCUAUUUUUGACAACAUUCGCUACGUAAAAUUUCACGAAAUAGAGUACAACAAGAUGACAGAUAUCAUUUCCUCGGAAGGAGAAUCAAUCCAACUGGAGAGGGCGGUGCGCGCCGAGGGCAGCGUCGAGACGUGGCUGACAUCGCUUCUGCAGACGGCGCAGGCGUCGCUGCACUCCAUCAUCCGCCAGUCCUACACCAGUAUCAACGACCCCAACUUCAACGUGCUCACCUUCCUCGAUAAAAUGCCCGCUCAGGUCGGAAUAUUAGGAAUACAGAUGAUUUGGACCAGAGAUGGUGAGGCGGCCCUCAUGCAAGCUCGUGCUGACAAGAAGAUUAUGUCAGAGACCAACAACAAAUUUCUAGAAUUGCUUAAUACCCUUAUCGACCAGACGACCCGUGAUCUUACCAAGUUAGAGCGGAUCAAGUUCGAAACUCUCAUCACUAUACAUGUGCAUCAGCGGGACAUUUUCGACAUUCUGUGUCGCUUGAACGUCAGACACGCAAACGACUUUGAGUGGCUGAAGCAAUGCCGAUUCUAUUUCAAAGAAGAUGUCGACAAGACGUGGAUUGCAAUUACUGACGUGACCUUCACUUACCAGAAUGAGUAUCUAGGUUGUACCGAGAGACUCGUAAUCACACCGCUAACUGACAGGUGCUACAUCACACUGGCACAGGCGCUGGAGAUGAGCAUGGGAGGCUCCCCUUGCGGCCCUGCAGGAACGGGGAAGACGGAAACUGUCAAGGACAUGGGCAAAACGCUCGCCAAGUAUGUCGUCGUCUUCAACUGCUCAGACCAGAUGGACUACAGAGGCCUCGGACGCAUCUACAAAGGGCUGGCGCAGUCGGGAUCUUGGGGUUGCUUCGACGAGUUCAACCGGAUCGAGCUGCCGGUACUGUCCGUGGCGGCGCAGCAGGUGGCCGUCGUGCUGGCGGCCAAGAAGGAGAAGCGCAAGCAGUUCGUCUUCACCGAUGGCGACUCCAUCCAAAUGUGCCCGGAGUUUGGAAUAUUCAUUACUAUGAACCCUGGCUAUGCUGGUCGCAAAGAAUUGCCAGAGAACUUGAAAAUUCAGUUCCGCACAGUGGCUAUGAUGGUUCCAGACAGACAAAUUAUCAUUCGGGUAAAGCUAGCCUCCUGUGGCUUCCUGGAAAACAUCACUCUCGCCAGGAAAUUCUACACGCUCUACAAGCUGUGUGAGGAGCAGCUCACCAAGCAGGUUCACUACGAUUUCGGUCUUCGUAACAUUCUCUCUGUACUUCGAACUCUGGGUGCGGCCAAGAGAACAAACUGCAAGGAUUCGGAGAGCACAAUAGUCAUGAGAGUUCUUCGAGAUAUGAAUCUUUCUAAGCUCAUAGACGAAGACGAGCCGCUGUUCAUCUCUCUGGUAGCGGACUUGUUCCCCAACCAAGCGCUUGAGAAGACGUCGUACCCAGAUCUCGAAAGCGCGAUUGCCGAACAGGUAGAGGAAGCUGGACUCAUUUUCCAUCCACCUUGGGUUCUCAAGCUCAUACAGUUGUACGAGACACAGCGGGUGCGCCACGGAAUUAUGACUCUGGGUCCAGCAGGGGCCGGCAAAACCGCAUGCAUACACACGCUGAUGAAAGCGCUCACCGCCAUGGGACAGUUUCACAGGGAAAUGCGGAUGAACCCGAAAGCAAUCACAGCCUCACAGAUGUUUGGUCGCUUGGACGUAGCAACAAAUGAUUGGACAGAUGGAAUUUUUUCAGCAAUGUGGCGGAAGACGCUUAAACUGAAAAAAGGAGAAUAUGUUUGGAUGGUGUUAGAUGGGCCUGUUGACAGUAUCUGGAUAGAAAACUUGAACUCGGUCCUGGACGAUAACAAGACACUUACACUAGCCAAUGGGGACAGGCUUUCUAUGGCGCCCACCUGCAAAGUGAUAUUUGAACCAGAAAACAUUGAUAAUGCAUCUCCAGCGACUGUGUCACGGAACGGGAUGGUGUACAUGAGCUCCUCAGGGUUGGACUGGGACCCUGUCGUCUGUGCGUGGCUGAAGACGCGAAGCAAAAAGGAGAGUCAGAUAUUCCAGAAACUUUUUUCGGACUCCUUCCCUACAGCUUUUACGUGGUGCACACAAAAUCUUUCCUGGGCCAUGAAAGUUCUGAAGUGCGUCAUUGUCAGACAGAUGCUAAACCUGCUGGAAGGACUGGUCCCAGUGCAGGCAGAGGAGAAAGAGGAGAGCGUGGUGAUCGGCGUGCCUGGUGCGGCUGCGGCCAGCCCGGCGGCCGAGGAGGAGGACGACUCGAGCCGCCACAUGGAACCCGAGCACCUGCGCAAGCUGUACGUGUUCGCGCUCGUCUGGGGGCUGGGCGCCUUCCUCAGCAUGUCCGACAGACAGCCCUUCGACGUCUUCCUCAGGGACAAGCAGGCCGCGCUGGCACUGCCCCCCGCCACAGCCACCGUCUUCGAUUACGUCGUCACUAAAGAAGGUAAAUGGGAACUUUGGAGCAAUUUGGUGCCAAGUUAUUCAUACCCAGAGACUUCGACUCCUGACUACAGCACUAUAAUGGUUCCCAUAAUCGAAAACGUGAGAACAACGUUUCUUAUAGACACCAUAGCUUCGCAAACGAAAGCUGUUUUACUUAUCGGCGAGCAGGGCUCUGCCAAGACUGUCAUGAUGAAGGCUUACAUGAAGAAAUCCAACCCAGAAAUGUAUCUCAAUCGUUCCUUCAAUUUCUCUUCUGCUACGAGUCCAUUUCAGUUCCAGAAAACGAUUGAGAGUUAUGUUGAGAAGCGAAUGGGUAAUACUUUUGGUCCUCCAGGAGGUAAAAAAAUGAUGAUAUUUAUUGACGAUAUAAACUUGCCGGAAAUAAAUGAGUGGGGUGACCAAAUCACCAACGAGAUUGUGCGUCAGACUAUGGAUAUGAAGGGCUUCUACAGCCUUGAAAAACCUGGAGAGUUUAUAACUGUCGUCGACGUCCAGUUCGUGGCUGCCAUGUGUCUUCCUGGUGGAGGCCGAAAUGACAUACCGUCUCGCCUAAAGAAACAAUUUUCUGUGUUUAACUGCACACUGCCCACGGACACCUCCGUCGAUAAAAUAUUCUCUGUGAUAGGCGAGGGACACUAUAACGCCAAACGCGGUUUCACGUCAGAGGUGCGCCAGCUGGUAAAGAAAUUAGUCCCACUAACGAGACAGCUAUGGCAACGGACAAGGGCGAAAUUACUACCGACGCCUGCGAAAUUUCAUUACGUGUUCAGUCUUCGGGAUCUGUCUCGCAUUUGGCAAGGAAUGGUGGGCACCCUUUCAACUGUCAUCGAGAAUGAGUCAGUACUAAUGGUACUCUGGAAACACGAGUGCACACGCGUCUUCUCUGACCGGUUCACUCUGCAAUCAGACAAGGACUGGUUUGACCAUGAAUUGGUUCGAGUGGUUACCGAGUUGCUAGGUCCUUCGUACAGCGAAAUGGUUAAAUCUGAGCAUGUUUUCGUCGACUUCAUGAGGGACGCGCCGGAGCCGACGGGGGAGGAGGGCGAGGACGCAGACAUGGAGCUGCCCAAGGUGUACGAGCCGGUGUCCGAGUUCGGCGAGCUGCGUGAGCGCCUCGACAUGUUCCUCUCGCAGUUCAACGAGAUGGUGCGGGGCGCCGGCAUGGACCUCGUCUUCUUCCCGGACGCCAUGCUGCACCUGGUCAAGAUUUCGCGCGUCAUCCGCCACCCGCGCGGCAACGUCAUGCUGGUCGGCGUGGGUGGAAGCGGCAAGCAGUCCCUCACCAAGCUCGCCUCCUUCAUCGCCGGCUAUAAGACUUUCCAGAUCGCACUCACCAGGUCGUACAACGUUGCGAACUUCCUGGAAGACCUGAAACUUCUCUACCGAUCAUGUGGUGUCCAAGGGAAAGGUACGACUUUCAUCUUCACCGACCUAGACAUCAAAGAAGAAGGCUUUCUGGAGUAUCUCAACAACAUCCUAUCCUCUGGUGUCAUAUCGAACCUGUUCACGCGUGACGAACAGGCAGAAGUGAUUUCGGAGCUGACUCCCGUCAUGAAGCGCGAGAACCCGCGGCGCACGCUGAACCACGAGGUGGUGAUGGAGUUCUUCCUGACGCGCACCUGCCAGAACCUGCACGUCGUCUUUUGUUUCUCUCCGGUGGGAGAGAAGUUCCGGAACCGCGUAAUGCGCUUCCCUGCACUUGUGUCGGGGUGCACCAUCGACUGGUUCCAGCCCUGGCCACGGGAUGCUCUGGUCUUGGUAGCGAAGCACUUCCUCACUGACUUUGAAAUCGCUUGCACCGCAGAGGUCAAGUCAGAGUUGGUGAAUGCUCUGGGAUCCAUACAGGAUGUGGUUGCUACGACAUCCACAGAAUACUUCCAGAGAUUUCGCCGUGCAACACAUGUCACUCCGAAGUCGUAUCUCAACUUCAUUGGAGGAUAUAAGAACAUUUAUAAACAGAAGCAAUGGGAGCUAGGUGAAGGUGCGAGAAGAAUGGAUACGGGUCUAGCCAAGCUGGACGAGGCAUCUCAGUCUGUGGAGAUUUUGAAGUGCGAUUUGGCUGUCAUGGAACAAGAGCUCGCACAGGCCUCGCAGAAAGCGGAGAGGGUGCUGAUGGAGGUGACGGAUCGCGCCAUGCAAGCGGAGACGGUGAAGAACCAGGUGCAGAAGGUGAAGGAGAAGGCCGAGGCGCUGGUGGGGCUGAUCACGGCUGAGAAGGCGCGCGCCGAGGAGAAGCUGGAGGCUGCCAAGCCCGCGCUCGAGGAGGCCGAGGCGGCGCUCAACACCAUCAAGCCCGCGCACAUCGCGACGGUGCGGAAGUUGGGCCGUCCGCCGCACCUCAUCAUGCGCAUCAUGGACUGCGUACUCAUCCUGUUUCAGCGCAAGCUGCAUCCCAUCAUCGCAGACACCGCUGCUCCCUGCCCAAAGCCUUCCUGGGCAGAGUCUCUUAAGAUGAUGGCGAGCACUACGUUCCUUCUGCAACUACAGAAUUAUCCGAAAGAUAUAAUCAAUAACGAGAUGGUGGAACUGCUUCAGCCAUAUUUUGAGAUGGAAGACUACAACAUGGAUACAGCCAAAAGAGUUUGCGGUGACGUAGCUGGCUUGCUGUCUUGGACGAAGGCAAUGGCCUUCUUUCACAGUGUCAACAAAGAGGUCCUGCCUCUCAAGGCGAACUUGACGCUGCAGGAGGCGCGCCUCAAGGUGGCCAUGGAGGACCUGGCGCGCGCCGAGCAGGAGCUGGAGGACCGCGAGGGCGCGCUGCGCCAGGUCAAGGAGCAGUACGACGCCGCCGUGUCCGAGAAACAGCGCCUCACCGACGCCGCCAACGUCUGCCUGCGCAAGAUGACCGCCGCCACGCAGCUCAUCAACGGGCUGGGCGGGGAGAAGAUCCGCUGGACGCAGCAGAGCCGCGAGUUCAAGGAGCAGCUCGGCAGGCUAGUGGGUGACGUCGUAUUGGCUACUGGCUUCCUCUCGUACUGCGGCCCGUAUAACCAGGAGUUCCGGGCCGGACUCGUUAACAGCUGGAAGUCUACGCUCAAGUCCAAGGAGAUCCCGUUCACUAACGACCUGAAUAUCACUAACAUGCUUGUAGAUAGUGCGACGGUUUCAGAGUGGACCCUGCAAGGCCUGCCGAAUGACGAGCUGUCUGUGCAGAACGCUCUGAUUGUGACCAAAUCCAGUUCGUACCCACUGCUGGUUGACCCUCAGACGCAGGGCAAGAUGUGGAUCAAGCACAAAGAAGCCUGCAACGAGUUGCAGAUAACUUCCCUACACCACAAGUACUUCCGCACGCACCUGGAAGACAGUCUCUCCCUGGGCCGGCCGCUGCUCAUAGAGGACGUGGGCGAAGAACUCGACCCCAUCAUCGACAACGUCCUCGAGAAGAACUUCAUCAAAUCGGGCAGCAUAGAGAAGGUGGUUGUUGGAGACAAAGAAUGCGACGUAAUGCCCGGUUUCAUGUUGUAUAUCACAACAAAGCUCCCAAAUCCAGCAUAUUCACCAGAAAUUAGCGCCAAAACGUCUAUAAUUGACUUCACUGUGACAAUGCAGGGGCUGGAGGAUCAGUUGUUAGGAAGGGUCAUACUGAUGGAGAAAUCUGAUCUCGAGGCUGAGCGUGUCGCUCUGUUCGAAUCGGUGAUGCAGAAUCAGCGGAGUAUGAAGGAGCUUGAGAGCAAUCUCCUCAGUCGUCUCACUUCAACGCAGGGCUCUCUGGUGGACGACGAAGCGCUGAUACGGGUUCUGCAGGAAACGAAGACGACGGCUGAGCAGGUGAACCAGAAGCUGAAGGUGGCGGCUCACACAGAGCGCAAGAUCACGGUGGCGCGCGAGGAGUUCCGAGCCGUGGCGGCGCGCGGCUCCAUCCUCUACUUCCUCAUCGUCGAGAUGAGCAACGUCAACGUCAUGUACCAGAACUCCCUCAAGCAGUUCCUCACCAUUUUCGAUAAUUCCAUAACAAAGUCCAGCAAGAGCUCCGUGACGGAGGAGCGCAUAAACAACAUCCUAGCGUACCUAACGCACGAAGUGUGGGUAUUCACGCUGCGCAGUCUCUACGAGAAGCACAAGCCGCUCUUCACCCUCAUGUUGGCCAUGAAGAUAGACUGCCACAAGGGGAUCAUCUCGCACGACGAAUUCAACGCCUUUAUCAAAGGUGGCGCCUCGCUUGACCUGAAUGCUGUGGCGCCCAAGCCGUUCCGCUGGAUCUUGGACAUAACAUGGCUGAACUUGGUGGAAAUAAGCAAUUUACCAGCUUUUUCUGACAUCCUUAGUUUGAUAGAAGAAAACGAACGUGAAUGGCGUGUGUGGUACGAGAAAGAGAAGCCAGAGGAGGAGGAUAUACCCUGCGGCUACCAACGAAGUCUGGACGUCUUCCGGAAGCUCCUGCUAAUACGCUCCUGGAGCCCAGAUCGCACGCUCUCUCAGGCUCGCAAAUACGUCAUGGAGUCGCUGGGGCCGGAGUACGGGGAGGCGAGCAUCCUGGACCUGGAGCUGACGUGGUCCGAGUCGGAGCCGCGGACGCCGCUCGUCUGCAUCCUCUCCAUAGGCUCGGAUCCGUCGCCGCAGAUCACCAGCCUCGCCAGAGCCAAGGAGAUACCACUGCGGGCGGUGUCCAUGGGACAGGGACAAGAGCUGUGCGCCCGCAGGCUGAUCUGCGACUCGAUGGCGGGCGGCGGCUGGGUGCUGCUGCAGAACAUUCACCUGUCGCUGCCAUUCUGCAGCGAAGCCAUGGACGCGCUCGUCGAGACGGAAAAUAUACACGAAAGCUUUCGUCUCUGGAUGACUACCGAGGUCCACACUCAGUUUCCCAUCGCUCUGCUGCAGAUGGCGAUUAAAUUUACAAACGAGCCACCACAAGGAAUUCGCGCAAGUCUGAAGCGGACUUAUCAGAACAUUACACAGGACACGCUCGACUACUCGACACAGCCGCAGUGGCCGCCGCUGCUCUACGCCGUGGCCUUCCUGCACACCGUGGUACAGGAGAGGCGCAAGUUCGGACCGCUCGGUUGGAACGUCCCGUACGAAUUCAACCAGGCCGACUUCGCUGCCAGUGUACAGUUCAUUCAGAACCAUUUGGACGACAUGGAUCCCAAGAAGGGCAUUUCGUGGCCGACAGUGUGCUACAUGCUGGGGGAGGUGCAGUACGGCGGCCGAGUCACCGACGACUUCGACAAACGGCUGCUGACCACGUUCACACACGUCUGGUUCUGCGAUGUCCUGCUGCGGCCCGGCUUCGAGUUCUACCGCAACUACAAGGUGCCCAACACGCGGAACCUCCAGGGCUACAUCGACUACAUCAAUGGGCUGCCCGCCACCGACACGCCGGAGGUGUUCGGUCUGCACGGCAACGCGGAUAUCACGUACCAAAUCAACACGGCCAAAGAAAUUCUCGACACCAUUCUCAAUGUGCAGCCAAAGGAAGGUGGGAGCCAAGGCGGCGAGACGAGGGAGAACAUUGUGUACCGUCUUGCAGAAGACAUGCUCGAGAAGCUACCCAAGCAGUACAACAGUUUCGAGGUGAAAGAAGCAUUACAGAGAAUGGGUGCGCUUCUGCCCAUGAACAUAUUCCUCCGUCAAGAAAUAGACCGUAUCCAGCGUGUCAUUCGUACAGUGCAGACAACACUAUGUGACCUGAAGCUUGCUAUUGAUGGAACGAUCGUCAUGAGCCAGGGACUUCGUCAGUCGCUGGAUGCUAUGUACGACGCUCGUAUUCCGGAAAGCUGGCAGAAGGUGUCGUGGGAGUCGGCGACGCUGGGGUUCUGGUACACCGAGCUGCUAGAGAGGGAUGCCCAGUUCCGGCGCUGGUGUACUCACGGCAGGCCCAACGUCUUCUGGAUGACAGGAUUCUUCAACCCACAGGGAUUUCUAACCGCCAUGCGACAGGAAGUGACGAGAGCCCAUAAAGGGUGGGCCUUGGACUCAGUGGUUCUGCAAAACCUCAUUACGCGCCACAACAAGGAAGACCUCAACGACGCCCCGCCAGAAGGAGUGUAUGUCCACGGCCUCUUCCUUGAAGGAGCAAGUUUAGACAGGCGCUGUGGAAAACUAAUCGAAAGCAAACCUAAGGUUCUGUACGAGCAAAUGCCUGUCAUAUACAUAUAUGCUAUCAACACUACAGCGGGCAAAGAUCCUAAACUGUAUGAGUGCCCAAUAUACCGGAAGCCGCAGCGUACUGACCAGAAGUACGUGGGAUCGAUAGAUUUUGAAACUGACAACAAUCCUAGGCACUGGACCCUGCGAGGUGUGGCGCUUCUUUGUGACAUUAAAUAA
This is a messenger RNA of Schistocerca cancellata (South American locust), 14004 nucleotides long. It is a transcript of the gene Dhc1, whose product is annotated as dynein axonemal heavy chain 5. The coding region runs from base 1 to 14004 and encodes 4667 amino acids. Gene Ontology annotation, cellular component: dynein complex. NCBI's taxonomy places the organism in Eukaryota, Metazoa, Arthropoda, Insecta, Orthoptera, Acrididae. Gene Ontology annotation, biological process: microtubule-based movement. The record is from RefSeq and is a predicted model, not a curated record. The transcript is spliced from 74 exons. Gene Ontology annotation, molecular function: ATP binding; dynein light intermediate chain binding; minus-end-directed microtubule motor activity.